Molecule: messenger RNA, 2888 nt
Organism: Perognathus longimembris pacificus (Pacific pocket mouse)
Lineage: Eukaryota; Metazoa; Chordata; Mammalia; Rodentia; Heteromyidae
Gene: Hgs
Product: hepatocyte growth factor-regulated tyrosine kinase substrate
Exons: 22
Coding region: 79-2409 (776 amino acids)
Molecular function (GO): ubiquitin binding; metal ion binding; phosphatidylinositol binding
Source: RefSeq, a predicted model, not a curated record
GAAGACGGAAGCGGAAGUCGGGGGGCGCGCCCGCGGAGAGCCCGCAGCUCGGCGGCGUCUGUCCGGUCCGGGGUCGCCAUGGGGCGAGGCAGCGGCACCUUCGAGCGUCUCCUAGACAAAGCCACAAGCCAGCUUCUCCUGGAGACCGACUGGGAGUCCAUCCUGCAGAUCUGUGACCUGAUCCGCCAGGGGGACACGCAAGCAAAAUAUGCUGUAAGUUCCAUCAAGAAGAAAGUCAACGACAAGAACCCACACGUGGCCUUGUAUGCACUAGAGGUCAUGGAAUCUGUGGUGAAGAACUGUGGCCAGACUGUGCAUGAUGAAGUAGCUAACAAGCAGACCAUGGAGGAGCUGAAGGAGCUGCUCAAGAGGCAAGUGGAAGUGAACGUCCGGAACAAGAUCCUGUACCUGAUCCAGGCCUGGGCGCACGCCUUCCGCAACGAGCCCAAGUACAAGGUGGUCCAGGACACGUACCAGAUCAUGAAGGUGGAGGGACACGUCUUCCCAGAGUUCAAGGAAAGCGAUGCUAUGUUUGCUGCCGAGAGAGCCCCCGACUGGGUAGACGCCGAGGAAUGCCACCGGUGCCGAGUGCAGUUUGGGGUGGUGACCCGCAAGCACCACUGCCGGGCCUGCGGGCAGAUCUUCUGCGGCAAGUGCUCCUCCAAGUACUCCACCAUCCCCAAGUUCGGCAUCGAGAAGGAGGUGCGCGUCUGCGAGCCCUGCUACGAGCAGCUCAACAAGAAAGCGGAAGGGAAGGCGGCCUCCAGCACAGAGCUGCCCCCGGAGUACCUGACCAGCCCCCUGUCCCAGCAGUCCCAGCUGCCCCCCAAGCGGGACGAGACGGCCCUGCAGGAGGAGGAGGAGCUGCAGCUGGCCCUGGCGCUGUCCCAGUCGGAGGCCGAGGAGAAGGAGAGGCUGAGACAGAAGUCGACCUACGCGGCGCAUCCCAAGGCGGAUCCCGCCCCCCUGGCGUCGUCCGCGCCCCCGGCCAGCAGCCUGUACUCUUCCCCCGUGAACUCGUCGGCGCCUCUGGCUGAGGACAUGGACCCUGAGCUCGCGCGGUACCUCAACCGGAACUACUGGGAGAAGAAGCAGGAAGAGGCUCGGAAGAGCCCCACGCCGUCGGCGCCCGUGCCCCUGGCAGACCCGGCCGCCCCGGCCGCGGAGGGGCCCGGAGCCCCCGCCAUGGUGGAGGCCCCCCUCUCAGAAGUGGACUCGCAGCCCAUCGCCACCGCCGGCGGCCCCUUUGCCGAGCAGCAGUACCAGAACGGGGAGUCGGAAGAGAGCCACGAGCAGUUCCUGAAGGCCCUGCAGAACGCCGUGACCACCUUCGUGAACCGCAUGAAGAGCAACCACAUGCGGGGCCGCAGCAUCACCAACGACUCGGCGGUGCUGUCGCUCUUCCAGUCCAUCAACAGCAUGCACCCGCAGCUGCUGGAGCUGCUCAACCAGCUGGACGAGCGCAGGCUGUACUACGAGGGGCUGCAGGACAAGCUGGCGCAGAUCCGCGACGCCAGGGGGGCGCUGAGCGCCCUGCGCGAGGAGCACCGGGAGAAGCUCCGCCGGGCGGCCGAGGAGGCCGAGCGCCAGCGCCAGAUCCAGCUGGCCCAGAAGCUGGAGAUCAUGCGGCAGAAGAAGCAGGAGUACCUGGAGGUGCAGAGGCAGCUGGCCAUCCAGCGCCUCCAGGAGCAGGAGAAGGAGCGGCAGAUGCGCCUCGAGCAGCAGAAGCAAACCGUCCAGAUGCGCGCCCAGAUGCCGGCCUUCCCCCUGCCCUACGCCCAGCUCCAGGCCAUGCCUACCUCUGGGGCUGUGAUCUACCAGCCCUCGGGGCCCACCAGCUUCCCCGGGACCUUCAGCCCCGCCAGCUCAGUGGAGGGCUCCCCCAUGCACGGCCUGUACAUGAGCCCCGCGGCGCCCGCCGGCCCCUACGCCAGCAUGCCCGGCAGCACCGCAGAUCCUAGCAUGGUGAGUGCCUACAUGUACCCAGCAGGGGCUCCGGGGACCCAGGCGGCCCCCCAGGCCCAAGCGGGGCCCGCGGCCAGCCCAGCCUACUCAUCCUACCAGCCCACUCCCACCCCAGGCUACCAGACCGUGGCCUCCCAGGCCCCGCAGAGCCUCCCCGCCGCCCUCUCCCAGCCCGCACAGUCCAGCAGCAUGGGCUACAUGGGGAGCCAGUCAGUGUCCAUGGGCUACCAGCCGUACAGCAUGCAGAAUCUCAUGACCACACUCCCUGGCCAGGACGCCUCGCUGCCGCCCCAGCAGCCCUACAUGGCCGGGCAGCAGCCCGUGUACCAGCAGGUGGCGCCCCCUGGCGGCCCUCCCCAGCAGCAGCCAGCCGUUGCCCAGCAGCCACCCGUGCAGGGACCACCCGCCCCGGGCAGUGAGGCCCAGCUCAUCUCCUUCGACUGACCCUGGGGCCCCGAGCCCACUGUCCCGAGUAACACUACGGUUCAUUGGAAUCCGCCUUGUGUCUAGCUAGAUGUUCUGUUCUGCCUUCCUCUUCCCUCGAUGCCCCAAGUGCCCCUUCUCCUGAGAGCAGGGCCCAGGCCUGCCCCAGCCCUCCACCCCUCUACCCCAGUCUGCUGGCUCCUGUCACCCCGCUUUGAUCCUGCCUUGGUCUCUGACUUCCCCCCAGAGCUUGGCCUCUGGAAGGAAAGGGGGAAGGGAAGGACCCUUCCAGACCCCCAGCCCCGUGGGGGGGGCUGCAAGUGGUGACGAGUGGGGACACUCAGGCCCGUACAGCCCACUUUCGUCCAGAGUGAGCUGAUGGGGUGUCCAGGCUUCGCCCCAACUCCUGCACAGCGAGGGUGGAGGAUUCAGGCAUCUCCAGCUGCUCUGCUUCUCAACUGUCAUCUCUCCAUUGCAAAACAGUGAAAAUAAAAUGUAUU